CCUUUGUGGGGAACCCGCCCAAACUCCAUCCUCUGCUGGCAGCCACGCCCCAUGGUAGGAAGGAGGGCCUGAAAAGCAUUUCCUUGAGGCUGGCACACCUUGCCCUACCCAAACCGGUCUUUUUUUUUUUUUUUUCCCUGUCUGGCUGGACCAGUUCCAUCUGAAACCAGAGUGACCCAGAGGAGGGACAAGCUGGGGAACCUCCUCUCUGCCAGAGGGCAGGGUGCUAGAAUAGGCUGGAGGAGUGGCCGAAAACAGCAUCGAUCUCCACACAUAUGGGGAGGAAAUGCCAAAAGACUGUUAACGUACCAGGAGACCCCCUUAGAAGGAAAGCCGAGCUGGAUGAGUUGCAAAGAGCAAGACUGAUCCUUGGAAAUAAAAUGUGACUAACAACAGUAGGAACAAGGUGUUUGAAAGAAGCUGGGAGAGCAGUUCACGUGGCGUCUUCUGGACUGUUAUCAGAACGACUGAAUACGUGGGAAUUCUCCACAGGGAAUUAUUCUCUGUGGGUCAAGCCUAGAAGUGGACAGCUGUGUGGCAAUGGAAAAGGAGAAGGGCAUGAAACGGAUGCUGCUGGAGUGCAGUCUCAGUGACAAACUGUGUAUUAUCGGGCAGCAGCAGUAUGAAAUCAUCGUUGUCCCAACCCUUCUGGUUGGCGUCUUCCUCAUCAUUCUUGGGGUAAUCCUGUGGCUUUUUAUCAGAGGAAAAAGAUCUCAGCAACAGUCUCCCGGACUCCAAGGCAUUGCUGCUGUGCCUCCAUCUAGGGGCCUAAAUCGGGAAGCUGGAGAACACGGAAGUGUGUUUGUGCCACUUAAGGAGACAACGGUGGAAAGCCUUCUACAAACGUCCACACGGGCUCUGGCUAAGCUGCAGGUGCCCCGAGAGCAACUCUCUGAGGUUUUGGAGCAGAUCUACAAUGGGAGUUGUGGGGCCAUCUAUAGAACCAAGAUGUGCACUGGGGACCCUGCUAAGUCCAAGAGUGUUGUCCUCAAGACUUUAAAAGAACCAGCUGGGCUCCGCGAGAUUCAGGAUUUCUUAGGGCGAAUCCAGUUCCAUCAGUACCUGGGGACACACCAGAACCUGGUACAGCUGGAAGGCUGCUGCACAGAAGGGCUGCCGCUCUAUAUGGUGUUGGAGGAUGUGGCCCAGGGGGACCUGCUCAGCUUUCUCUGGACCUGUCGCCGGGAUGUGAUGACCAUGGAAGGUCUUCUCUAUGAUCUCUCAGAAAAACAAGUAUAUCACAUUGGGAAGCAGGUCCUCUUGGCUUUGGAAUUUCUCCAGGGUAAGCAUCUGUUCCAUGGUGAUGUGGCAGCCAGGAAUAUUCUGAUCCAGUGUGAUCUUACUGCUAAACUCUGUGGACUGGGCCUGGCUUAUGAAGUCCAUACCCAAGGGGCCAUCUCCUCGACUCGCACUGUACCUCUCAAGUGGCUCGCCCCAGAACGGCUUCUGCUGAGACCAGCUGGCAUCAGAGGAGACGUCUGGUCCUUUGGGAUCCUGCUUUAUGAGAUGGUGACUCUAGGGGCACCGCCAUAUCCUGAAGUCCCUCCUCUCAGCAUUCUACAGCAUCUCCAAAGAAGGAAGAUCAUGAAGAGACCCAGUAGCUGCACACACACCAUGUAUGGUCUUAUGAAGUCCUGCUGGCGCUGGAGCGAGGACAGCCGCCCUUCGCUGAGAGAGCUACGCUCGCGCCUAGAAGCUGCUGCUCAAACUGCGGACGACGAGGCGGUGUUGCAGGUACCGGAACUGGUGGUGCCUGAACUGUACGCAGCUGUGGCAGGCAUCAGCGUGGACAGCCUGUCCUACAGCCACAGCUUCCUUUGAAGAUCCCAGGGCAAGCAGCAUUCAUGGGUGAUCAUAUACUCCUGGAACCAAUUCUUCUAAGAACAGAGGAUGGACUCUCUAGUGGAACAUAAAGAAAGAAACAGGACAUGGAUCCUGGAUCUCCCCCCCACAUUUCCCUAAAUGAAAUGAUGCUGGGCGAGACUCUACACACUAUAUACCCUUGAGACUGAGAAAUACAAUUUCAUUUCUGCUCUCUCAAUCCUGAAGACCCAGGGUAGAAGUGGUAGCCAGUGCCACUGCACAGGAGGUUUUAGAAAUCUGCAGUGUGUGUGGGGCAUGGCCCAAAUAUGCUGGUCACCCCCAACAUAGGCUAGUUUCCUCCCGAAGGAUGCUUUUAUCUAGACUAUUAUAAGGUCCACAGAAAUUAGAAUCAAAUGAGGGACUAGAAAGCCAAUAAAGGACUUGAUGAGAAAAUUAAAGGUUCUAUUUGCUCAGGGGUGUAGAUGUGGACCAAGGUCAUCCUUCAAAGAGAAGGUGGAGGAAGGACGUAAAGUUCCUCAGUCCUGGCUCCUUCACGCAGGGCUGGAGGAGAACCAUGAAGGAAAACGUCUGAGUUUCCCCUGAGUAUAGGUAAGAGAAAGAUAGUCCCCUUUUACCUAAUUCUAAGACAGGUGAACCCUGGUGGUAUUACUUUUAACGAGAAGCUGGAGGGGUCAUUUUAUGAUUAGGAACAUUUAGCAUGUGUUGUUCAUCAGGCCAGCUUCCUGGUCCCUGUAAGACUGAGGAAUCUGAGCCUAGAGAGUCACUUAGGCUCAUGGUGAAUAUACUGUGUGUUUAACAAUAGGGAAUGUGGAAACCUAGCAAGAAUGCUUAGUAGGCCAGAAGGUCUUUAACAAGGGCUAGAAAAGGAUGUCAUCUGAGACAGCAGGAUGGUACCUUCUGAUUUUCAAUCAUCCACUGAUGUACUGUGAAACUUAUUUCAUUCAGUUAAUAUUCACUGAGUGAAAGUGGGCUUUUCUAGUAUACAGCUGCUAACAUCUUUACAAUAGGGAGGCUAAAAGUAAAUAAAUGGAAGUUAGCAUCAAUAGAAAAAUUCAAGAGACAAUCUACAUUGGCAGAAAAGAGAUAAAAUGGGGAUAAUACUUACCUCACAGGGUUGUUGUGAGGACUGAAUGAGAGUAUGUAUUUGUGUCUGGCACAUAAUAUGUACUCAAUAAAUGUCACUUUCCUUUCUUUUCCCCUUCCUACCUAUCCUAGAAUCUUUCAUAUCCUUUUCACUUAAAAUCUGUGGCCGAGAACCUCGGGUUGUCAGUCACACUGCAAGGCAGGCCUGCCUAAAGAUGAUAGUAGGGUACAAGCACCACAGGACUAAAAUCAUGAUGUCAUCAUUUCUGUGUGAGCUGCUGGGCAAUGAGAGGAGUCUCCUACUAUUUCAAAGUACUGAAAAUAUCAGGACGAUGACAGUUCCGUUGAACAUGUAGAUCUGUGAUUUUAAAGAAUACUUACUCAGGGUACUCUGGGAGGGACACCUAAGGCUGUAGGAAAGAUGACUGGCAGUUGAAAAUUCUGUAAAAGUUAGACUCCUGAUGGAGUCAUGAUGAGUCAUCCACUGAAUCAUGAUUCUGCACUGUAGGAAUACUGCAAUGACUAGUCAGGGUUUAAAUGGGCGGCAAGGAGCAGUAGAGAGAAGGAAGGUGGAGUGGCUGGGCACAAAAUAAUGAAGUCCUACGGAAGCUCAUUGUUGCUUCCUGGCUCUUCAUUUAAGUCAAAUUUACAAAACAUUUAUUUAUGCAAAUAUUUUUUAAAAAAUUGAGUGUUAAGGAAAACACUGCUAGACACUUGCUAGGUGUUGGAUAAAAGGAACAGAGAGCUUUUGAUUACAGCCUAGAAAGUGAGAGACAUUAUAUACAUAUUUGUGUGGGUAUUUGUACAUUAUGAAUUGUGGUAAAUGCUAUGAAGAAAAAAUAAAGGAUAGCAGAAGGGAGUAUAAAAUGAGGCGCUCUCUGAAGAAAUGGCAUUUAAACGGAGACCUUAGAGAUGGGGAAAUAAGCCUGACAAACAGUGAGAAGAGCCUUCCAGGAGAAAAAUUAUAUGUGUGAAAACUUUGAGGCAAGAAAAAAAGCAUAGCUUGUUUGAAGAACUGCAAGGAGGCAGCGGGAAGGGAGCAUAGUGAGGCCAGAGGAAAGAGGCGCAUAGUGAAAUGGAGCAUUGCUCUUUCAUUAUGUUAAUUUUUUUUUCGGAGGAGGGAAAGAAACAGACAAUAACAUUUUAAACUUUUACCCAUAAUUGUAUUUGUUUUUCUGAAUAUAGACCUGGAAAACUGGACAAAGUAAUUGUUUAAGAAAACUGGGCUUACUUGGCCAUACUUUUUCAAAAAGGGGAUUAUAUGGGCCGGCUGAGUGGAGCGUUGGUUAGGAGCUGGCUUGGGAUGCCAGAGGGCU
Hipposideros armiger (great roundleaf bat) is the source of this 4223-nucleotide messenger RNA. RefSeq names its product serine/threonine/tyrosine kinase 1 (gene STYK1). Gene Ontology annotation, biological process: cell surface receptor protein tyrosine kinase signaling pathway; positive regulation of kinase activity; protein phosphorylation. NCBI's taxonomy places the organism in Eukaryota, Metazoa, Chordata, Mammalia, Chiroptera, Hipposideridae. Bases 541 to 1821 code for a protein of 426 amino acids. The transcript has 11 exons. The record is from RefSeq and is a predicted model, not a curated record. Gene Ontology annotation, cellular component: signaling receptor complex; plasma membrane. Gene Ontology annotation, molecular function: ATP binding; transmembrane receptor protein tyrosine kinase activity.